AAGAGCCCUGUGGGCGCGAUGUCUGACAGCAGCGACGACCUACCCCUGUCACGGUUGAACCACCAAACUGUUGUGAGGAAUCGAGCUGAAGGCGUGGUGCAGAUUUCGGACAAGGGGAAGGGAACAAGAAAGAAGAUGCGUAGAGCGUCUUGCCAUGACUCCGGUUCUGACGGGGAGAUAUCUGCGAUGAAACGCAAGAAAAUGAAGAGCGCUGGUAAUCUGCGCAGUGGACACAACGAAUCAGCGGGAAAUAAGAAAGUGAUCAAGCCAAAAGAGCUCAUGCGUGUCCAACGCGUAGAGCAGGGGAUUGCUGCGUUCGAAUGGUGGAAUUCACCGGAUCCGCCGGAAGGUAAGGCCUGGCAGACACUAGAGCACUGUGGCAUGACCUUCGAACCGCAAUACAAACCACACGGUGUUGCGGUGCUCUACGAUGGCGUGCCAAUCUCGCUAACGCCAUACCAAGAAGAACUCGCAACUUUUUAUGCAGCAAUGCCUGAAGACGGACCGCAGCUAAACGUGUCGGGCGGGCAACGAGAGAUAUUUCAGAGGAACUUCUGGGACGACUGGCACAAAGUACUCGGCAAAAGCCACGCGAUCAAGUCCUUUGAUAAAUGCGACUUCUCCGACAUUAGCAAACACCUGGAUCGUCUUAAAUUUGUGAAACGAGCGGCAUCUGAUGCUGAAAAAGUUGUGGCGCGAGAGCUGCGAGAUGAUUGCCAGCUGCGGAGCGGCUAUGCGAUCCUGGAUGAUCAUCUAGAGAAAGUUGGGAAUUUUCGCAUGGAACCACCGUCGCUAUUCCGGGGUCGUGGUAAGCACCCGAAAACAGGCGUCGUUAAGUUACGCGUGGAGCCGGAUCAAGUAUCAAUCAACUGCGGUGCGUCUCGACCGCCGCCUAUUUGCCUUGAGCUGGGCCGAAGUUGGGGUGAGAUUAAGCAUGAUGACACGGUGACUUGGCUUUCAACCUGGCAUGAAAACGUGAUGCAGAGCAAUAAAUAUGUCAUGCUCGCAGCGAAUUCCUCGCUCAAGGGAAAGUCUGACUUUAAAAAAUUCCAAAAAGCGAUGCAAUUAAAAGGCUGCAUUGAACGCGUGCGCCAUGACUACCACAAGAAUCUCAAGUCUAAAGACCGACACCUUAAACAGCAGGCCACAACUAUGUGGCUGAUUGACACUCUUGCUCUCCGUGUUGGCGGUGAAAAGUCUGAAGAAGAGGCAGACACCGUUGGCUGCUGCAGCCUUCGCGUCGAACACUUCACAUUUCAUAAAACUGGGAAAGAUGUCGACCUUGAAUUCCUAGGCAAGGAUUCGAUUCUAUUCAAACAGUCAAUCGAUUUUGCUGGUUUCGAUGAACAUGGCCAACAGGCCUAUGAUAACAUUCGAGAAAUGUGCCGGUCCAAAAAAAAGAACGAGCAGGUCUUCGAGCUCAUCGAGCCGACUUCACUAAAUGCGCAUCUCUCAUCAAUCAUGCCAGGACUCACCGCCAAGGUUUUCCGGACAUACAACGCGUCGGAGACCCUCCAAAACCAAUUACCAGAUGCCGAGCAUGUUAUCGAAAUGAGAUCAAUUGGCGACAAGCUCAUUGCGUACAAUGAAGCAAAUCGUAUCGUUGCAAUUCUCUGCAAUCACCAGCGCACCGUCUCGGCUGCUGCAGCUACAGGCCUUGAAGCACAAGCUGAAAAGCUCGAGCAGACUCAAGAGCAGAAGAUUGCUGCAACCGCUGCGUAUGAGGCCGCUACGAUAAAAAAACGUGAAGCAAAUAAGUCAAAACAGGCUGAAGCUCACCGUUUUUCGAAGCUACCUGAUGAGAAGGAUGUCUCCAGACGCAUUGAUAUCUGGACCGAGAAAAUUAAGAAGCUUGAAAUUGACCUUCGCAAUAAGGAAGAGAACAAAGAAGUCUCUCUUGGCACUUCCAAAGCCAAUUACCUAGACCCUCGCAUCUCGGUCGCCUGGUGCAAACGUUGCGACGUCCCAAUUGAAAAACUUUUUUCCAGACCCUGAAACAGAAGUUUGCCUGGGCUCUCACCGUGGGACCAAGCUGGCGUUUUGAAGCGAUGCCAAUCACGGAUUCUAUAUAGGCGUAUCCCUGGAAUUGGAGGCCUGUAUCUAGCAAAGUCGGACGUCGAGACCUCAGUCACCGGUCAAUAUUGCGGUCCCAGGCCUUGCCUCAUCUUGCAACCUGGGCUCCAACGCGAUCGAGUCAAUACCUGGAUUUCUCUUGCAGCUUUUUGUUUGCGUAUUUAUCAAGGGAUCUCACGCCAUUAGCCAAAUGCUAUUCAUCACUCUCUGCAUUACUCUCUGCGAAUCAUCAGGUCUCAGCCAAUAUUGGCUCUCAAUCAAUUGUACAGUCCCUCUCACUGUUGUUCAGUUCCAAAACUGCUGCGGCUCACAUUCCUCCCAUCCAGCCUGGCUCCAGCUUUGUUGGUCAUGCCGACGGGACAGAAAUCGCAGUGGCUCGCGCCCGUGCCAGAAUACCGUCCGGCGGGGCAGGUCGUCUCCGCAGUCGCUCCCGAAGAUGCCACCAGGUACCCGCCGCUCGACAGUCCGCAAGUCGCGUACCGCCACUCCUCGCAGCGUGUGCACGCAGACGCGCCCAUGCCGCUGUAGGCGCGUUAGACUACGGUCGACCCGGGGGAAGGGCUGGCGGAGCGGGCUGGCGGGUGCGCCCCUCUGUACCCUGUUAGAACCCGAGUAUGCUGGUAUUCAACCCAGCAUAGCCAGCAUAAGGCAGACUUAGCAU
This is a messenger RNA of Aureococcus anophagefferens, 2734 nucleotides long. RefSeq lists its product as hypothetical. The transcript is spliced from 3 exons. Gene Ontology annotation, molecular function: DNA topoisomerase type I (single strand cut, ATP-independent) activity; DNA binding. Lineage: Eukaryota; Pelagophyceae; Pelagomonadales; Pelagomonadaceae. Bases 19 to 1995 code for a protein of 658 amino acids. Gene Ontology annotation, biological process: DNA replication; chromosome segregation; DNA topological change. The record is from RefSeq and is a predicted model, not a curated record. Gene Ontology annotation, cellular component: chromosome; nucleolus.